AUGACUAGCAUCUUUAGCAACAACGUGAGCAUCGGCCAGAGAACCGGCACGAGGAUUGAUUCAUCUGCAAAGCACAUUGUGGCAUGCAGGGUGGAUCAAGACUUUUUCCGGGAGCAGGGUGAGCCGAUGGAAAAGAUUUUGAAACAAAAGUAUCUCUAUGCUAUGCAGAAAGAUGAGAUCGUCAUGAACUGCUCGGUCAGGACAGACAAUACGACAAGGAAGGUAUGCUAUCCCUACGUGAUUACGACGCUUGGCCAGGAGGUGACAGAAGAGAAUAAGAGGGAGUUGUUAGAUUAUUACAACAAUAUCGAGAUUGAUAACAUUGUCGCUGAGGAUACGCAAUAUCCAUUCCCCAGACAGCUCAGGUUCCAGGGCAUCAGUGUCGGGACAGGCUGGGCAUCGGACUUGAGUGGUGACACCUUUGCAUCCGCCCUGAUCGGUGGGAUGGUCACGAUCAUCAAUGGAAAUUUCCCAGCCUUUACGGGUGAUCUAGUUCAGUGGUACUUUGAUUUCGAAGAGGUUAUGUUCGAUGUGGAAGGUUACAGGCACCCGGACACAGCCCAUCUCAGGCCCGGUACCGUAGAGAGGGUUGCAAGGAGGAGAUAUUUGGGCAACUCAGACCCUGUCGCGAGGCGCGAGGCUGAAUUGGAAUCGGUUGCAAGGAGGAACAUGUACGGGACCUACAAACAGUACAACCAGGGGAAGCAUAACGUCUUCUUUAUGAAGUCCUUGAUGCCAAGGAAGGACGCACAGGGCAAUAUUUUAGAGAUCGCCACCGGUGACCUUCAGAGAGUGAUUGGGAAGGUUAUCAAUGGCCAGAUCACUGGGACCAGGGUGGAUUCUGCUUCCAAGCAUAUCAUUGCAUGUAGGGUGUCGGAGGAUGCAUUGAAAAUCCUCAGUAACCCAGAAUUCAUCCACAGGAUCCAUCUCGAUAAGUACAAGUAUUGCAUGCAUAAAGACGAGUUGGUUCUUUGUGUUGCAAAGCCCUUCAAUCCCGUCAAUCGCAUGACUUACAAGGUGAAUCGGCAGGCCUAUCCACCCGUUAUCACUACUUUGGGUGAAGUCACAGAUGACCUGAAGCAGGAGAUUAUGGACAUAUAUGCAUCCGAGACGCAGCUUGAAUAUAAUCAUGCCAAGUCUGUUGCAAGGCAGUUGAUACCCGAGUUCCAGUUCCAGGGUGUUGCGAAUGCCCUCGCCUGGGCCACAAUGAACCAUGGGGACAACAUAGCUUCUGUGCUUGUAUGUGGGAUGGCGACGAUCAUGAAUGGCCAUUUCCAUUGUUACACGGGUGAUUAUCUCCAGUGGUAUUUUGACUUUGAGCAUUCGAGAUUUUCAAAGGAUGGCAAGAGGAUCUAUAACAACAAUCUGCAACCAUUGGAUCAAGACGAGAACAAUGACGCUGAAAGGACAAGAAGGGAGUUCUUUGAACGCAAUGCAAUGGGGAAUUACAAGAAUGAGGCGACAAAGAGCCUUUACAAGAAGAACAUCAUCUACCCAAAGCCCUUUUACAUGAAUGGCAGCUCCUAUGGAGAUUCUAUCCGUGUCUUUGGCAGGGUGAUGAAUGGUGGAAGACCGUUUGAACCCAUCGAUGUCUUGAUCAUGAGUCAAUGCUCUUGA
Messenger RNA from Guillardia theta CCMP2712, 1617 nucleotides. RefSeq lists its product as hypothetical. The record is from RefSeq and is a predicted model, not a curated record. Lineage: Eukaryota; Cryptophyceae; Pyrenomonadales; Geminigeraceae. The transcript is spliced from 2 exons. Bases 1 to 1617 code for a protein of 538 amino acids.